UCCGGAACAAACCGGCUUACGGAAGUGACGUUGUGCUAGUAACUCUGGUGCAGAGCUGGUUUGAGUCUCUUACUUUCGGCUGUUCUCCUGAAUACAUCAGGUCUUUCCUCACCAUGUCCGCCAGGAACCCCGGGACCAAACUCGACCUGCAAUGGGUCUACAAGGUGAGGGUGAACACUCAGGCCGUCUUGAAGAGAGCUCAACAAGUCCAUGGCCUGAAGACACCCAAGAAACAGUGGCAGGCGGCGUGGCUGCUGAAGGCCGUGACCUGCAUCGACCUGACGACUCUGGCCGGAGACGACACUCCGUCUAACGUGCACCGUCUGUGUCUGAAAGCUGUUCAACCAAUCAGAUACGACCUGCUGAAGAGCAUGGACAUGCAUGAAAAAGGUAUAACCACAGCAGCAGUGUGUGUGUAUCCUGCACGUGUUGCUGACGCUAGUAAAUCUCUGAAAGCUGCUAACUCUAGUUUACCUGUUGCCUCAGUGGCGACAGGUUUCCCUGCAGGUCGCGCCAUUGAGACCCGCCUUCAGGAAGUGCGCCUGGCGGUGUCCGACGGAGCGACGGAGAUUGACAUCGUCAUCAACCGAACGCUCGCCAUCACUGGACAGUGGGAAGCUCUGUAUCAUGAGAUCUGUCAAUUCAGGUCUGCGUGUGGAGACGCUCACAUGAAGACCAUCCUGGCGAUCGGGGAGCUGGGCUCCUUCAGCGUGGUCUACAGAGCAAGCCUGGUGGCCAUGAUGGCCGGUUCAGACUUUAUAAAAACAUCAACAGGAAAAGAAACUGUUAACGCCAACUACCCCGUCGCCAUAGUGAUGGUGAGGGCCAUCAGAGACUACUACCUGUCUACAGGACACAAGGUGGGUUUUAAACCUGCAGGGGGGAUCAAAACAGCUCAGGAGUCUCUGCUGUGGCUCGCUCUGAUCAAAGAGGAACUGGGAGACGACUGGCUCCGCCCACACCUGUUCCGCCUCGGAGCCAGCAGCCUGUUGGCCGACAUUGAGAGACAGAUCUACCAUCAUGUGACUGGACAGUACGCAGCCUAUCACGAGCUGCCCAUGGCCUGAUCAUGUGCCCUCCUGUUUGACGACAUCAAAUUGAUUACACGCACACACACGCACACACACACACACACACACACACACACACACACACACACACACACACACACACACACAGACUACAGGUUCAGACCAAGAAGUUACACACCUGUGAGAACACACUCCUUUUCAGUGUGUAUUAUUAAAAACAUACGUGUGUGUGUGUGUGUGUGUGUAUGAGAAACUUUUUCAUGUGAACAAAGAAAAACAUGAAACUCGGACUAAGAAAAGAAUAAAGAGAGUGAUUAAAUAA
This is a messenger RNA of Notolabrus celidotus (New Zealand spotty), 1353 nucleotides long. RefSeq names its product deoxyribose-phosphate aldolase (putative) (gene dera). Gene Ontology annotation, biological process: carbohydrate catabolic process; deoxyribonucleotide catabolic process. The record is from RefSeq and is a predicted model, not a curated record. Gene Ontology annotation, molecular function: deoxyribose-phosphate aldolase activity. Lineage: Eukaryota; Metazoa; Chordata; Actinopteri; Labriformes; Labridae. Gene Ontology annotation, cellular component: cytoplasm.